CAUCUCUUCUGUCCUCUCUUUUUGCUUGCAGCCCAAAUUGAAGUUAUACCAUGCAAAAUCUGCGGAGACAAAUCAUCAGGUAUCCACUAUGGAGUCAUUACGUGCGAGGGAUGUAAGGGUUUCUUCAGACGGAGUCAGCAGAACAAUGCAUCCUACUCCUGCCCCCGCCAGAGGAACUGCCUCAUCGACAGAACAAACCGCAACCGCUGCCAACACUGCCGCCUGCAGAAAUGUCUCGCCCUAGGAAUGUCCAGAGAUGCGGUAAAGUUUGGCCGCAUGUCCAAGAAGCAACGUGACAGCCUGUAUGCAGAGGUCCAGAAGCACCAGGCGCGACUGCAGGAGCAGCGGCAGCAGCAGACAGGCGAAGCGGAGGCUCUGGCACGCGUUUACUCGUCCAGCCUAACCAACGGACUGUCCACCCUUAACCAUGAGAUUGGGGGCACCUAUGCCAAUGGCCACGUCAUUGAGCUGCCCAAGGGUGGCCAUGGCAACGGAGGGGGAGUCCCAGGGGGAUACUAUGGAAUGGAUUCCACCCAGCCGUCUCCAGACCAGUCAGGUUUGGACAUGUCGGGCAUGAAGCACAUUAAACAGGAGCCGGUGUAUGACCUGACGCCAGUACCCAACCUGUUCAGCUACGGAGGCUACCAGGACAGCCAGCUGGGACCCAACAAUGUCAGCAUGGGAGAACUAGACCGUAUUGCUCAGAAUAUCAUCAAAUCCCACUUGGAGACAUGUCAGUACACAACAGAGGAGCUGCAGCAGCUAGCCUGGCAGACACACUCCUAUGAAGAGGUCAAAAUGUACCAGAGCAAGCCCCGGGACGUGCUGUGGCAGCAGUGUGCCAUCCAGAUCACCCAUGCAAUCCAGUACGUGGUGGAGUUCGCCAAGCGGAUCUCAGGGUUCAUGGAACUGUGCCAGAAUGACCAGAUCCUCCUGCUCAAGUCAGGUUGUUUGGAGGUAGUCUUGGUGCGGAUGUGCAGGGCGUUCAACCCUCUCAACAACACUGUGCUUUUUGAAGGGAAGUACGGAGGCAUGCAGAUGUUCAAAGCUCUAGGUUGUGAUGACUUAGUGAGUGCAGUGUUUGACUUUGCCAAGAGUUUGUGUUCGCUGCAGCUGACAGAGGAGGAGAUUGCUCUGUUCUCAGCAGCUGUACUAAUUUCCACAGAUCGGCCGUGGCUGAUGGAGCCUCGGAAAGUCCAGAAGCUCCAGGAGAAGAUCUACUUUGCUCUGCAGCACAUUAUGCAGAAGAACCACAUGGACGAAGACGCGUUGGCUAAGCUGAUCAGCCGAAUCCCAACGUUGUCAGCCCUGUGCACGCUCCAUACCGAGGAGCUCCAGGCCUUCCAGCAGCUCCACCCAGAAACAGUCAACAUCCUCUUCCCUCCACUCUACAAAGAACUCUUCAACCCCGACCCCAACUCUGCCAUGGCCAUGCCCAAGUGACUGCCUGUGCAACAAACGGCGUCAGUGGAGGAACAAGAAAAUGAGACCACAGCCACGUCUGACGAGACGACAGCGGCUGUGUCGACCAUGUCAUCACCGUGGCAACCACAUAUUCCUGAGCUC
This is a messenger RNA of Morone saxatilis (striped sea-bass), 1566 nucleotides long. RefSeq names its product RAR-related orphan receptor B (gene rorb). NCBI's taxonomy places the organism in Eukaryota, Metazoa, Chordata, Actinopteri, Moronidae. The transcript has 9 exons. Gene Ontology annotation, cellular component: nucleus. The annotation marks the transcript as partial. Gene Ontology annotation, biological process: regulation of transcription by RNA polymerase II. Gene Ontology annotation, molecular function: nuclear receptor activity; RNA polymerase II cis-regulatory region sequence-specific DNA binding; zinc ion binding. The record is from RefSeq and is a predicted model, not a curated record.